Molecule: messenger RNA, 402 nt
Organism: Micromonas pusilla CCMP1545
Lineage: Eukaryota; Viridiplantae; Chlorophyta; Mamiellophyceae; Mamiellales; Mamiellaceae
Exons: 2
Coding region: 1-402 (133 amino acids)
Biological process (GO): negative regulation of telomere maintenance via telomerase
Cellular component (GO): CST complex
Molecular function (GO): telomeric repeat DNA binding; telomerase inhibitor activity; single-stranded DNA binding
Source: RefSeq, a predicted model, not a curated record
AUGAUCGCGCACGGGGUCGUACACACCCUCGCGGAGGUCCGCGACCGCGCGGACGCGCUGCACGAGCACUCCGUCCGCGUCCUCGGCAGGCUCGAAUCCUACGACCCCGCGACGUGCCGCGGGCGCAUCGAGCACGACGGCGCGACGCUCGCCGUGGACGCGAGCGUCGUCCCGAGCGCGGACGCGCCGCGGAUCGGGUCGCUGUAUCAGUACAUCGGCGAGCUCGACUGCGCGGGCGCGGGCGGCGGGCCUGAUCCGACCGCGCCGAGGCCGGUGCUGAGAGCGAGGGUCGCGCGGUGCGUGGACGGCCUGGACGUGAGGGUGUACUUCUCCGCGCACAGGGAGCGCGAGAAGUUUUUGAACCCGCGGAAGAAGGCGAGCGCGGGAGGAGGCAGGACGUGA